Messenger RNA from Eptesicus fuscus (big brown bat), 2333 nucleotides. RefSeq names its product chromatin assembly factor 1 subunit B (gene CHAF1B). Gene Ontology annotation, cellular component: CAF-1 complex; nucleus. Gene Ontology annotation, biological process: DNA replication-dependent chromatin assembly; nucleosome assembly. The transcript is spliced from 14 exons. Bases 95 to 1813 code for a protein of 572 amino acids. Gene Ontology annotation, molecular function: protein binding. The record is from RefSeq and is a predicted model, not a curated record. Lineage: Eukaryota; Metazoa; Chordata; Mammalia; Chiroptera; Vespertilionidae.
GGGAAUCGGAGCGCGCGCUGGAGCCGCUGAAUGACCGCGUCCCUGCAGCUUUCCUCUGUCUUUGGAAGAAGAACGGUGCCCACGACGGGGGAGGAUGAAGGUCAUCACUUGCGAGAUCGCCUGGCACAACAAGGAGCCGGUGUACAGCCUGGACUUCCAGCACGGCGCGGCCGGGAGGGUGCACAGGCUGGCGUCCGCGGGCGUGGACACCGCCGUGAGGGUCUGGAAGGUGGAAAAAGGGCCGGAUGGGAAGGCCAUUGUUGAGUUCCUGUCCAAUCUCGCCCGCCACACCAAAGCUGUCAACGUCGUGCGCUUCUCUCCCCAUGGGGAGAUCUUGGCAUCCGGAGGAGACGAUGCGGUCAUUCUGCUGUGGAAGGUCAACGACAGCAAGGAGCCCGAGCAGCUGGCCUUUCCGGACGAGGACGAGGCGGAGCUGAACAAGGAGCACUGGACGGUGGUGAAGACGCUGAGGGGCCACCUGGAAGAUGUGUACGACAUCUGCUGGGCCACCGAUGGCAACUUGAUGGCUUCCGCCUCCGUGGACAACACGGCCAUCAUCUGGGACGUCAGUAAAGGACAGAAGAUCUCGAUUUUUAAUGAACAUAAAAGUUACGUACAGGGAGUUACCUGGGAUCCUUUGGGCCAGUACAUCGCGACCCUGAGCUGUGAUCGGACCCUGAGGGUGUACAGCACCCAGAAGAAGCGCGUGGCUUUCAACGUGUCCAAGAUGCUGGCGGGCGCGGGCGCCGAGGGAGAGGCCAGAAGUUACCGGAUGUUCCACGACGACAGCAUGAAGUCGUUCUUCCGGAGACUGAGCUUCACCCCCGACGGCUCCCUGCUGCUCACCCCAGCCGGAUGCGUGGAGUCCGGCGAAAACGUAACCAACACCACGUACCUCUUCUCCAGGAAGAAUCUGAAACGGCCUGUGGCACAUCUCCCGUGUCCCGGAAAAGCCACGCUUGCUGUCCGCUGCUGCCCCGUCUACUUUGAGCUGAGGCCGGAGGCGGAAACAGACGGCCCGGCCCGGGGGCCGCUGGUGCGCCUGCCCUACCGCGUGGUGUUCGCCGUGGCUUCCGAGGACUCCGUGCUGUUCUACGACACCCAGCAGCUCUUCCCUUUCGGCUACGUGUCCAACAUCCACUACCACACCCUGAGCGACAUCUCCUGGUCCAGCGACGGGGCCUUCCUGGCCAUUUCCUCCACCGACGGCUACUGCUCCUUCGUGACCUUCGAGAAGGGGGAGCUGGGAGCACCUCUCAAAGGGAAGCCGGACCUGAGCACGAGAGCUCCCGACACCCCGAAGAAGGCCAAGCGUCAGACCCAACAGGGGUCCUCGCCGGGGCCCAGGCUGGGGGAGGGCACCCCGGCCGGCAGAAGCCCAGACCCCGGCAGCCCCUGCCCAGCACCCGCUCCGGGGAAGCCGGCCGCAGCCCCAGCGCCCAAGGACUCGCCCUCCACGGCUGCCACCGCCAGGGGCGCGGCGCCCGGGCCCGCGGAGGAGAAGAGCCCGCCCGGCAGUCAGACCGGGAAGGCGCCCCCGCCCCGGAGGGUCACCCUGCACACCCUGCAGGCCUGGAGCAAGGCUCCCCGGAGAGUGAACGUGAUGCCCUUAAAGACGGACGCCCCGAGUUCUGCGCCAGGCGCUGUGGUUUCCACGCCUCCCCCGGAGGCCCCGCCAGCCUUGCCGGUCAACGCUUCAGAGCCGCCCGGAGACAUGCAGGUCAGCCCCCCGGAGCGGAAGCGGCCCAGGCCCGGGGCGGACAGAGGCGGCGCCCAGGGGCCGGAGCCGGGGGGAGACCUGGCUUGUGCUUGAAGGCUGCUCGGCUGGGGACCCCAUCGCUCAGGGAAGGGCCGAAGACCCCAGGCCACGGCGUCAGAGGAGCCCAGCGGGCACCCACCCUGAUUUCUGGACCACGCUGCCCGUGGCCGGGCGUCCCCCGCGGAGGGUCUGCUCCCGCCUCCGUGUGAGCUUCCCUGGGACCCGGCCUGACCCCGGGCCAGGCCUCCCCCGACGCCUUCCCGGAGCUGGACCCGCUGAGCGCCGUCCGUGUGACCACCACGCUCCCCCCUGAAGCCCUGCGGACGUGCAGACCCUCCCGGGGGCCUGGUGGGUUCCGGGGUGUUUGAAUGGUUAUUAGAUUUGCCUUGUAAAUAGGGGGUCAGUUUUUGGAAGUUUGUUCUGUUUGCGUUCUGAUUUUAAAGGUAAUAAUGCUCAUUCUAGACAGUUAGGAAGCCGGCGUGAAGGGAAAAGCCGGCUGCGGGGAGGCAGCUUCGUCCUCCCAUCCCCUGCUUUGGCAUAAAAAGAAGGGGUUUUACUCUUUUUUAAGGGGAGA